ACGACACAGCAUAAUCAUCAUUAUCUAUCUAUUAAGUAUUAAUCUCGAAAUUUUUAAAAUAAAUUUUAAUUAUACAGAUCAACUUGGCAACAAGGUUACUACAUUUAGAUCAGUUACAGACAAUGAUAAUAAAUUUUGGUUAGCUAAUUAAGCAUAUUAGCCGUUUUAAUUAUCUAAAUAUGGUUUUAUAAUCUGUCAUCUUCUCUCCUUUACAAAUUUCAGAUUUACUUACAGGGAAAGGAAAAGAUAAUCUUUUGAUUAUUUAGAUUUAUUUCAAAUCUUGAAUGGAAAAGCCAAAACAGAACCGUUAUGGUUUGCUUUAUUUUUGCUUUUGUAUGGAAAGAUAAUCUGCAAAUGAUGUGUAAAAUCCGGGUUUCUUGAAGAGGAUUCAGUCUAUUCUUCUCUUUUCAGAUUUUGUCCCUAUUCGGUGGCUUUUGCAAACUAGCAGAAAGAAGUCUUAUCGGUUCCUUCAGAUUUAAGCGAAUUCUGCCAUGGCAGAAGGUGCUUCAUCGGUUAUGCUUGAAACUGAUGUUACUGCUUUAGAAGAAGCACUUUAUGCACAACAGAAACUUUUGCAAAAACUUAAUGUAGAAGUCGAAGAGGAAAGAGAAUCUUCAGCCACUGCAGCUAGUGAAGCUUUAUCCAUGAUUAUACGUUUGCAAGGCGAAAAGGCAUCGCUAAAGAUGGAAGCAAGUCAAUAUAAGAGGAUGGCAGAAGAAAAAAUAUGUCAUGCAGAAGAAGCUUUAGCGAUCUUCGAAGAUCUAAUAUAUCAAAGAGAAAUGGAAGUUGCUUCUCUUGAAUAUCAAGUUCAAGCAUACAGGUAUAGACUAAUAAGCAUGGGAUGUGAUGAUAUAAGCAUUCAUGAAAAUAAAUUUCCGGAGAAUCUACUAGGUCAAAGAAGUGAGUUUUUAUUUGGUGAUAAGGCUGUUAAUAGCAAUUCAUGGAGACUCAAUUCUUUGCCUCAGGCUCUUAUCAAAGAUCCCAAUCAUAAGAAAAGUGUUCUUGACAGAAUAAGAGCAUCGCAUCCUGGAUUAGAAUCAUUAUGGAGUCCUAUGGAUGACAUAUUGAUUCAAGAGGUUGAUGAGUCAGAAAAGAGACUGGGAAGUUUCGCGGCUAAAGAGAGUCUAGACCUUAGUACAUAUUGGGAGCAUAUAAGAAAAUGGGAUGAGAGAGUAAAAGAGACUACUGGCAGUAAAGACUCAGGAAGAAACAGAACAACAACUACACUCUUGAAAGGUGGGAGUUGGUCUCCAUCAGAAUUUUCGCAAGUGAAUGCUUAUAUUGAUUCCAUAACAGAAGUAAAUGUUACUACAUCAGAUCAAGUUAAAAAUGCAGAAAGUUUACAAGAAAGACAAGACAUUAUUGAUUCUCCUUGCUCUUCCAGUGUCCAUGAUGUGUUUGAAGUUCCAGAAAGUAAGGAGACUCGUAGCGCUUUUGAAUCUUGGAAAAAGACACAUUGUAAAUUGACUUUGGAACCCGAAGUCAGGUUAGGGAAGCUGGAACUAGCUGCUGAGGAUGCUCUCAAAUCGCCUAGUACGAUUGAAGCAGAGAAGGUUAAGGCAAUGUUAAUAUCUGCUUCUCAGGACAGGAAAUUAAAUAAAACAAGAAAUGCAGCAAACCUUGCUCGUUGUAUUUCGCCUGUUCUUCCUGCAGCCAAUUCUCCUAUUGAAUAUCAGCAGCUGAAUUGGAGAGUAGAAAGGCUCGAGAGAGCGAGAAAUAAUACGAAGCAAGAAAUUAGUGGAGAAGGAGGAGGAGAAGAGGUGUUGAGUAUAUUGAAGGAGCUUCGCGAAAGACUUAACUCUAUAGAUUCUGAAAUGAAAAGCUGGAAAGCUACGAAAUCAUAUUUUCCUGAUGAACCAUCUUUAGAUCCUCUUCAAGAGGCCAUGUUGUACUUCUGGAUUUAACCAAAUCAUAUAAUUGCAGAGGACUGUUGUUUAACAUUCUUGUAAUUUAUUAUACAAACUUAGCUGGAUUUGAUUUUUUUUUUCUUUUUUUGGUUGGAAUAGUAUGAAAAUUGAGAGGAAAAUACUUUUGGAUUAGAUUUGAUUUUCCAUUUGAAUGGAUUUUUUGUUAUAGAAAUUUCAUAUUGUACAUUAGCCAUAGAACAAGUCUUUUUUUUUAUUUUUUUUAUUUUUUAUUUUUAUGUAUUCUUUCCAGCGAGCUUAUGAUAUAUGUCUGUUAGUUCUCAUUAAAUAUGGAUUGUUA
Jatropha curcas is the source of this 2205-nucleotide messenger RNA. RefSeq lists its product as uncharacterized. The record is from RefSeq and is a predicted model, not a curated record. NCBI's taxonomy places the organism in Eukaryota, Viridiplantae, Streptophyta, Magnoliopsida, Malpighiales, Euphorbiaceae.